UAAAGUGGGGGCCGCCCCACCGCGGGGGAGAUGCUUCGUGUGCGGGGAGUGUGGCAAGGCCUUCAUGCAGUCCUCGGACCUCCUCCGGCACAGGACGGUCCACUCGGGAGAGAAACCCUUCGUGUGUCCCGAGUGUGGCAAGGACUUCCCCCGCUCCUCGUGCCUGAAGAACCACGUGCGCAUCCACACGGGCGAGAAACCCCACUCCUGCCACGAGUGCGGGAAGGCCUUCCUGUCGUCCUCCCAGCUGGUCCUCCACCGGCGCAUGCACUCGGGGGAGCGGCCCUUCGCCUGCGACAAGUGCCACAAGGCCUUCCAGUCGGCCUACAAGCUCAUCCGGCACUUCCACACGCACACGGCCGAGAAGCCCUUCGUGUGCCGGGAGUGCGGGAACGCGUACACGGAGUAUUCCGGCCUGGUGAAGCACCUGAAGGUCCACACGGGCGAGAAGCCCUAUGCGUGCCCGCAGUGCGGGAAGACCUUCGUGCAGGCCUCCUACCUCACCCACCACCUGAGGACCCACACGGCCGAGCGGCCCUACACAUGCCCAGAGUGUGGGAAAGGCUUCAAGUGUGCCAAGAAUCUUGCCGCCCACCGUGGGACACACACCAAGCCCUUCAUGUGUGGCGAGUGCGGUCGCGCCUUCGCCCAGUCCACAACCCUCUGCCAGCAUCAGCGGACUCACACUUGCCAGAGGGCCCACGUGUGCCAGGAGUGCGGGCGGAGCUUCAAGUCGGUGGGCUACCUCCACGUCCACCAGAGGAGCCACAGCGGGGAGAGGCCCUACCCCUGCCCGCACUGUGGCAAGGCCUUCAUCCGCGCCUCCAGCCUCAGUCACCACCUGCGCGUCCACACGGGCCAGGACCGCUACCAGUGCGCUCAGUGCCCCAAGGCCUUCCCGACCUUGUCCCAGCUGGCCACCCAUGUCCUGAUGCACACGGGGAAGAAAGCGUUCCCGUGUGAGCUCUGCGGGAAGUCCUUCAACAGCCCCUCCAACGUCCGCAUCCACAAGCGCUGUCACACCGGUGACAGCGUGUAA
This is a messenger RNA of Sorex fumeus (smoky shrew), 1039 nucleotides long. RefSeq names its product zinc finger protein 497-like. The transcript has a single exon. The record is from RefSeq and is a predicted model, not a curated record. The coding region runs from base 65 to 1039 and encodes 324 amino acids. Lineage: Eukaryota; Metazoa; Chordata; Mammalia; Eulipotyphla; Soricidae. Gene Ontology annotation, biological process: regulation of cytokine production; negative regulation of transcription by RNA polymerase II; regulation of immune system process.